Zymoseptoria tritici IPO323 is the source of this 553-nucleotide messenger RNA. RefSeq lists its product as uncharacterized. The transcript has a single exon. The record is from RefSeq and is a predicted model, not a curated record. Lineage: Eukaryota; Fungi; Ascomycota; Dothideomycetes; Mycosphaerellales; Mycosphaerellaceae. Bases 304 to 468 code for a protein of 54 amino acids.
AGCUUUCCCUCCCGCUUUCGGUCUCAGCACCAGCGGAGGAUCGGAAGCAGGAUAAAUGCCGCUCGACAAGUCUUCGCCGGAUUUCACUGUCCUCGUCCGGCGAGACCUUUACCAUCACUCUUGGCUUUAUGUCAGCGUCUUCGGGUAUGUCUUGGAUGCGGUUGGGCACGGCAUUUCCGCAGUCUGAUUGACGCCCUUACUCCUCUUCGCCGCGCGCGGCGCGGCGCGCUGGAGCUUCCACAAGCAAGACUGCAAAGGAGCACAGAGCCGCCGUUGCCUGCUAAUGUUGUGGUGGUGCUCCGUAUGCGGAGCCAUGGUGCGGGGUGGGCGUGGGCGUGGGCGCCGCCGCCGCCGCCGCCGACCGGAUGGGAACGAUCAAACGAGCAGAUGGUGAAUACCUUGAAGCGUGACUCGAGGCAGGGUGCGCGGGUUGGACGUGGGGCGGAGGGCGAGGAGAUUAGUCCAUGAAAGGCGCCGCCGCCCGAGGGACGCGGAAUGGUCGUUGACGUUGACGCCGGGGCGGCGCGGGGUUCGAGUGGGGAGCUGGCGGAGC